AUGAAGAUUGAGUUACACGUCGCGAAGGAUAUGAACUCGGUGUUCGAGACGCUUAAGAAACGUCUGAAUGCGAGGGGCAAAGACUUGCUUUACGUUACAUUAUGCAGAGACAUGAAAUCGCCCUUGCAGUAUCAGGUCGACUUCCUACACAGAACUGUCAGAGACUUCUUCAUUGAUCAGCAGGUUAUAAACCAGAUGAUGCGUACAAGAGAGACUCUUAGCUUCAGUCCCGCGCUUUCGGUUUGCAGAAUAAUGCUGGCUCUGAGUAAGGCUGUUCCAUUUUCGACCUCGGAACCGGACUUCAACCAGGUUUUUCUGUUUUCCGAUGGAUUGAUGCGUUGUGCUUGUACGGUUGAAGAGGAAUACGAGACAUAUCGCGUUGCUUCUGACGAUCGUUUACACGAUGCUCAAAAUGAUUUGAACCAGACCUUCCGACUACUAGACGAACUGGACAACACGAACACGGCUCGCACUGGUGAUCUCAGUGCCCACUGGACAAGUUUGAAAGAUAUUCCCAAGGGUGCCUUUCAGGAGCGCAAUUUAAAGAACUUCAUCGGAGCUGCCAUUCAAAGCAGAUUGUCCCUGUAUGUGAAGCAGAAGAUCACACAAAACAAAGGUCAAAUCCAGACUAAAAAGGGAAGACCGCUACUUGACUACGCCUUGCGGCCAACCAUGGUGACUCCUUUACAGCUUCCAAUCCAGGAAGGUCCAGUCCUCGCAAUUGUGCAAUUCCUCUUGGAGAAUGGAGCGGACCCGAAUGAGAAGCUGAAGAUAUAUGGCGGAAAGACUCCGUGGAGCCUGUUCCUUUCUGUUUGCUACGGGCAUAGUCUAGGGUCAGAUAAGUGUGGCCUUGACACUGACGAGAUUACCGGUACAAUGGAGUCAAUGCUUCUUCAUGGGGCAGAUUCGGCGUGCAUGGUAACAGAUAACCGCGACGAGCAGAUGAAUGUAUUAGAGAUUGCCGAACGCAUGGAGCUGUCAGAGUGCCGGGUUUGCCGAAUUCGCAAGGUUAUGAGGGCAAAGGAGACCACCCAACAGCCAGGGUUACUUAAGAGAGUCAGAACUCUGAUAUGGGGAGAGCUUGAAUAA
Messenger RNA from Colletotrichum lupini, 1089 nucleotides. RefSeq lists its product as uncharacterized. The transcript has a single exon. The record is from RefSeq and is a predicted model, not a curated record. NCBI's taxonomy places the organism in Eukaryota, Fungi, Ascomycota, Sordariomycetes, Glomerellales, Glomerellaceae. The coding region runs from base 1 to 1089 and encodes 362 amino acids. Gene Ontology annotation, molecular function: protein binding.